UGGAGAUAAGCAGGUCGGUAGACUUGGGGAUGACGCUGGCUCCAGCUGCUCCAGAUUCCAGAGAUGCCAGUCAGGACAUAGUGAAGUCGGUAUUCUGUCCCCCCACGUCCACAUGCCUGUGUCAUACCUGUUGAUCGUCGGCGUGUAGUGAUCAUAUGUCAUCGGCAGGACGGAUCUACUGACAAAUCAAGAGAGCAGAUGGUAUGGCAUAUGAACAAGAGUGGCCGCAUCUUCUGUGUGUAGGAUCCUCUGUGUGCAGCUAGGCUCGAGAUGAGGAUGUGGUGGCCGUGGCAGGAGGCUGUCUUGCUCCUCCUGACCUUUGUUCUGUGCCAAAGGGGGGAUGGUCAACUGUCCAGAUCAACAAGAAGAAAGGUUGCGAUUCAUGCGCUUAUACCAGAAGGGGGCUUUUUCAAAACGCUUAAUAGGACGUUGUUCGCCGACUUCUCCCCUCGUGCAAGGAGGAAGUUAGGAAAAUACCGAAACCUACGUUACUUCGACUUUAGUGCUCGCAGUACUAUUCUGCAUGAUGAUACACCCAACGAAAUUCUUCAAGCGUUUUGUGAUACCUCAUUCUCGUCCAACGCUGUUGUACUGUUCCAUAUAAACAACCCAUUGUCCAUGAAGAAGGAGAGACUAGGUGCGCAUAAAUAUAUCAGUCAACUCGCCGAUUACUAUGGAUUACCGUUGAUAUCAUGGGAUUCCGAGUUUUCUCCGUCGGCAAGGCCGGUUGACUCCCGUCGACUACAGUUAGCACCGACGCUCUAUCAUCAGGCGUCCGCCAUGUUGGACAUGCUCAGGCGAUACAACUGGUCAGACUUCACUGUCGUCACAACGCAGACGUUCGGACACUAUGACUUCCUGUCCAGUCUGCGUGCACUUACACGAGAGAGUCAAGAACAGACGAAAUAUACUUCGACGGGGACAAAAACCUUCAAGUUCACAAUCCUCAGCGAAGUGCUGAUCAGUGACGGUAGCAACAAUACUGAGGUACUAGCAAGGCUUAACACCGUUGUGAAUACCCAUACGAGAGUCUUCCUUCUUCACGCAAGUAGUUCUGAGUCUAAAAACAUCCUUGACGUCGCCGCGAAGAUUGGAUUGACAACGAAGGAUUAUGUCUGGAUUAUCACUUCAACAGCUUUAUCACUAGGUUACAAUAACCGAGUGGUAAGGAGUUACCCAUAUGGACUCUUUGCUAUAUCGUUUGAGAGUGGUUUGUCAGCAAUGAAAGACGCCAUAACGUCAGCGCUGACGAUGUGGUUUGAGACGAUCAACAAAGUGGGUAACGACAGGACCAUCAACCUGAACACCAGCUUCUCUUGCAAGGAGACCAAGAGACAGUUCUGGAACGACGGGGGUGACUUUUUCAACUAUCUGAAGAAUUCGCCGUCACAAGAAUUCAAUGACACGGGUGUUCUCAAGCACACCUCCCUCCAGAUACUGAAUAUUCAAAGAAGCGACAGGAACUACCCGAUAGCUAAGGAAGUCGGGACCUGGACCAAAGACGGUUUAGUCAUUCAGGGAAUCACAUGGCCGGGAGAAUCGACGGAACCUCCAAAAGGAAAACCCGAGAAGUACUUCCUCCGGAUAGUCACAUGGAAGGAAGACCCAUAUGUUAUGUACCGCGACUUCGACAACAGGACAGGCAUGUGUGAACACAAUGCUGUGGCGUGCCGGGUGUAUUCCAGGAAUGACAGGAACGAGAGAACGAGCAACGUUACCAACACCACCUGCUGCACGGGCCUCAGCAUUGACAUCCUGCGCAUAUUCGCCGAGGAGUUAAAUUUUGACUUUGAGCUUUUUGAAGUUGCUGAUGGUCAAUGGGGUGCAGAAAACUCGUAUACCAAAGAAUGGAAUGGCAUUAUCGGUGUUCUGAAGGAGAACAAGGCGGAUAUGGCUGUGACGUCCCUGACGGUGACCCCAGAGAGAGCCAAACAGAUCGACUUCUCCGUGCCCUUCCUUGAGACUGGGAUAACGAUAAUGGUGUCCAUUCGGGACGGGAAGAUCUCGCCUACAGCAUUCUUAGAACCGUACGACUAUCCAUCUUGGUGUCUUAUACUGGUGUUCAGCGUCCAUGCGACCGGGGCCUCCAUCUUCAUCUUCGAGUGGCUCAGUCCCUAUGGCUUGGAUCAGGGGAAAACACCCUUGAGAGACCACAAGUUCUCUCUAUUCCGGUCGUUCUGGCUAAUAUGGGCCAUGUUGUUCAGUGCCGCGGUGUCUACAGACACUCCAAGGGGCGUCUCCAGCAGGUUCCUUUCCAAUUUGUGGGCUCUGUUUGCUCUUGUGUUCCUGGCCAGCUACACUGCCAACCUGGCAGCCUUCAUGAUCACCAAGGAGCAGUACUAUGACCUCAGUGGCAUUAAAGAUUGGAGGCUACGAAACCCGCAUCACACGAAGCCGCCAUUUAAAUUUGCUACUGUGCCGAAUGGUAGCACUGAUCUGAACAUGAGGAAGAAUUAUGCUGAGAUGCACGAAUAUAUGAAGAAAUAUAACAGACCGACCGUCCAGCAAGGGAUAGCAGCACUGAAGAAACAGGAAAUCCAGGCAUUCAUAUACGACGCCACGGUGCUGGAGUACUAUGUCGGAAGGGACGACGUCUGUAAGCUGAUAGUUGUUGGAGACUGGUACGCUACAACCGGGUACGCCAUCGGUCUCCCGAAGGGGUCUCCCUGGUUGGAUAAGAUCAACACUGUUCUACUGAAAAUGCAAGAUACGGGUGAAGUUGAAAAACUGCAUAAGUUCUGGCUUUCUGGUGCAUGCAAGAAGAAAAAACAGAAAGGCGUAUCGAGCCACACCCUUGGCAUUCUAAACUUCACCAGCGCCUUCAUUCUACUUGGCGGCGGCAUGGUGCUUGGCGCAAUUUUACUUCUGGCAGAACAUCUUUACUUCCGGUUCGGCCGGAAGAGCCUACGGAAGUGGGACAAGUGCGGUUGUUGCUCACUCGUCAGUUUGAGUAUGGGCAAGUCGUUAACGUUUGAACAAUCAGUGAUGGAAGCUAUAGACUAUCACAAGAGACACAAAUGCAAGGACCCUAUUUGCGAGACCCAGCUGUGGAAGGUUCGGCAUGAGCUGGAUCUGGCGAUGCUCAAAGUCGACAUACUACAGAGACAGCUAUCGCUGGAGACUGGUGGACGGGGUGAAGAUGGGGCAGGAAUAUGGAGAUACGACCCCGAAGCCACGCGUCAGCACAACGGCAUUUCCCGGCGCCGAGCCAAGGAUCGGGUAGAGCCAAUAGGUGGAGAACUGGCCAAAAUCGAGCCAUUAAUGUUGGCACAUCCAUCAGAAGAGGAUCCACCUAUUGAAGUGAUGGCAGAGGCCAACACCUUGGCCUCGCCAUCAUCGGGCACUGACGGUGACAGUGGAGAUAGGGACACGCCCAAAAGGUCCCGGCGUCUCGAUGGCAAAUACUACUUCGGAGUUGAAGAUAACGUUGAGAUGGAGAGUGCGUUUUAAACGUUGUUUCUGAAGUCACUACCUGCUGAAUGUGGCAAUCUGUGCUCCAGUUAUAUAAUAACCAUACAGAUAUUCAUCAUGUAACACUGAUAAAACAUGGAAUCGUGAAAGCAGCAUGGUUCCAGUACUAUGCUUGUAAAUGAUCUAACACUGCUAAAACGCUUACGGCUGGUCCUGAUUGUGACAGAGGACUACUAAUUGUACUGGAUUCAGCGGUGAAAGAAGCAAUGCCAAAAUAACAUAACGUUUGAUCUAUGCAACAGUUCCAAGCAUGAUAUUCCGAGUGGUAGUGGUUCACAAACAGUAUUAACCCCUCGUGUACAUGAUAUUACGUCUACUUACCUAAAACAUACUACAACACCAGUAGAGCUCAUAACAUAAAUACCAAGUUUCGGAAUAGAUAUGCGACGGGAGAUCUGGAUGCAUUGUAAGUACUCACAAACGAGAGAAGUAUUAUUAUAGUUCAUGUUGCUCAACUUCCCAUCACAUGAUUCCUUCCAUGGCCCAAAUAAUAUGUAGAAGAGCCUCUUCCAAAUGCAUUUUUGUAUAAUAGCUUGUUGUUGCGUUCUUGUGUCCCGAACAAUACAAUAAGCUGAUCAUGCCUCGAAACCAGCUUCAGUGAUGCUUGAUAUAAUACGCCAGAAUGAUGGUCUUGAGUGAGUUGUUGAAAACACCACGACCAUAUUAUUUCUGCAUUUAAGUAUAAUGCAGACCAUGAUACAGAGGGAGACGACUGGAUUGUAGUGUGAACCUACUUCAGAGAGCUGACCUUGUCUUGUAUUGCCAGUGAGUUCACUAUUGUGUUGCCGUAUAUGCAUGUUCUAAAACAGACAUACUGAUACAUGUAUAUUGUAAAGGUUUGGUCGCUCUGUCCGUUAAAAUAUGUACUAUUUUACUUACCAAAUCACACAUCUUUGCUGUAUGCUGCCUGCCUUGUAUCCUUGCUAUUUGAAAGUCUACUGUAUAUUGAUUAACUGCUUACUGAAGGCAUUCUUGACAUUUUUUAAGAACAACCUUCUUUGAAAAUGCUUCAUCUACAUUCAUUUUCUUCAAGCUCGACGUAUAUAGUGUUUAUUGGUUCACAUUUUUACGACACACUUUGAUCACAGUACCUUAUACCCUAUAUAAUCUAAAUGCGAUUCUUCUACGAUAAGUCAAUUUUGCAUCAUGACAAUCCAAUGACCACGGCAUCUAUCAUACACGUGUCAAUACAACUGCCAUGUAUGAAACCCUAAGUGUAUGUAUUGAUAUGGCAACAUUAUUUUGUUGUUUAUGUACGGUAUUCAUCAUGCAAUUUGUCUGCAAAAGUUUUAAUCUACUAUAUCACAACCAUACUACUCCAAACAAGUUAAAGAACACCCAUAAUUGAAAGCCUGUGUUGCAAUACCCGCCAGCUGUGACAGAUUCAUUUUAGUCAUAUGAAAAAUAGGGCGUUUUUUAACUUCUUUUGAGUGGUCUUUGACUAUAUCAAACAGUGUGUGUAUCCAGGUGUAAAGUGAGUGAGUGAGUGAGUUUGGUUUAACGCCGCUUUUAACAGUAUUGCAGUUAUAUCGCGGCGUGUCAGCUUAAUGUGGGAGGAAAGCCCCAAGUGAUGAAGGUCUUAGACGUUUACC
Molecule: messenger RNA, 5063 nt
Organism: Haliotis rufescens (red abalone)
Lineage: Eukaryota; Metazoa; Mollusca; Gastropoda; Lepetellida; Haliotidae
Product: glutamate receptor ionotropic, NMDA 2B-like
Exons: 17
Coding region: 271-3450 (1059 amino acids)
Biological process (GO): modulation of chemical synaptic transmission; synaptic transmission, glutamatergic; monoatomic ion transport
Cellular component (GO): postsynaptic membrane; plasma membrane
Molecular function (GO): transmitter-gated monoatomic ion channel activity involved in regulation of postsynaptic membrane potential; NMDA glutamate receptor activity
Source: RefSeq, a predicted model, not a curated record